Messenger RNA from Podospora anserina S mat+, 852 nucleotides. RefSeq lists its product as uncharacterized. NCBI's taxonomy places the organism in Eukaryota, Fungi, Ascomycota, Sordariomycetes, Sordariales, Podosporaceae. Gene Ontology annotation, biological process: regulation of transcription by RNA polymerase II. Gene Ontology annotation, cellular component: PcG protein complex; transcription regulator complex. The transcript has a single exon. The coding region runs from base 1 to 852 and encodes 283 amino acids. The record is from RefSeq and is a predicted model, not a curated record. Gene Ontology annotation, molecular function: DNA-binding transcription factor activity, RNA polymerase II-specific; RNA polymerase II cis-regulatory region sequence-specific DNA binding.
AUGACCAUGCAUGUGCGCGAUGCCUCCGGGCGCCGAGUCUCUCUGCUCAACGACGACGACACAGCCGCUCCUCAACAUCACUACCCACAACACCAGAUAGACCCCAGCUAUGCUGCCUAUUACGCACACGGUCCCCGGAGCAUCUCCUCAUCACCGAACACACCUGAACUGCUGCGAUCAGACUCGUAUGACUCUCAAAUGGGCAGCGAGCCCAUGUCUCCCAUGACUCCUCUCAACGACCCACGAUAUGUCGGCGCCGCCGUGGACCCUUACGUUCACCAGUACGACGACUACUACUCUGAUCAAAUUUAUGCCGCUUCCAAACGCCCCACCGUUCUCGAUGCCCGGGCCGUCUCGUACGAGGAAGACAUGACGGCACACACUACAAGCACGGAACGCCCAGGGAAGCGCUUUCCUUGCCGCUACCGCGACAGCCACGGCUGCGAGAAGACCUUCACCACAUCUGGUCAUGCGUCGCGGCACUCAAAGAUUCACACGGCUGAGAAGGCCGUGCCAUGCUCGUUUGCUGGCUGCACCAAGAAGUUCACUCGCGCCGACAACAUGAAGCAGCAUCUCGAGACUCACUACAAGGACAAGGCUCGGUCCUCGGGGUCUCGCCCUUCGCUCUCUUCCAGCGACAGAAGAGGUUCUUCGUCGGGGAAGUCUUCGAGCCGUUCCAAGUCGAGCACUACUGUGCCACUCAGCAACAACACCCCAUUACCUUCUCCCGGGGGUGUGUGGGACCUGAGGGACCUCAGCGGUCCCCUUCUCGGACGGCCCACUAUUGCACGCACACCCACAGCCGGCCUCGAUGCUUUGGCUAUGGCAGUAGCAUGCCAACAAGAAGUAUGA